Messenger RNA from Aureobasidium melanogenum CBS 110374, 414 nucleotides. RefSeq lists its product as uncharacterized. The transcript has a single exon. The coding region runs from base 1 to 414 and encodes 137 amino acids. The record is from RefSeq and is a predicted model, not a curated record. NCBI's taxonomy places the organism in Eukaryota, Fungi, Ascomycota, Dothideomycetes, Dothideales, Saccotheciaceae.
AUGCCGCUAGCUCCCCUGCACGCUCCUCUGAGGGGCCUUACACAUCGUAUGCCAUCGCGGUUGGCAUCAACGAGCAGCAGACAACCUCUCAAAUACUCUGGUCGCAUUCCCAAGCCCGCUCCUCCACCACCAGGUCCCGGCGAGACAAAGACCCCCGACACCCAAGAAGAGACUCAACAAGCCCGCAAAGCCAUCAUGGACUCUAUUCAGGAAGACAGGAAUAAGGACUACAAGAAAAGAUACCGAUCUUUUGCUUUCAAGUGGACUUCCAUCAUCGUCGGCACUCCCUUUGUCAUUUUCUUGACUCCAUACUUGUACAAGAGAGGUGCGCAAAACAUCUUGAAACGAGAUAUACACAACGCUAAUAUCACUAUGCAGUUUUCCUCGGCGAAGAACGAAGAAGACUUGUCGUAG